This is a messenger RNA of Salvia miltiorrhiza (redroot sage), 2043 nucleotides long. RefSeq names its product U-box domain-containing protein 9. The coding region runs from base 342 to 1733 and encodes 463 amino acids. Gene Ontology annotation, molecular function: protein binding; ubiquitin-protein transferase activity. The record is from RefSeq and is a predicted model, not a curated record. Lineage: Eukaryota; Viridiplantae; Streptophyta; Magnoliopsida; Lamiales; Lamiaceae. Gene Ontology annotation, biological process: protein ubiquitination. The transcript has 2 exons. Gene Ontology annotation, cellular component: cytoplasm; nucleus.
CUUAGGUGUGUAUUUAAGAUGAGAUGAGAAGCGGAUGUUUCUUGUCCUCUCCGCGUAGAGUGCCAGCUGUGGCGCCACGGCUGCCCGCUUGAUUGCAUCACCCCCACCGAGACUCCCAUUUCGUAUUCCAUACCUCACUCACUCACCGUGUGGAGAGAGAGAGAGAGAGAGAGAGAGAGACCUUCAAAUUCUGAGCCGUAAAGCGAAAGCCACGCGACGAAGAAUGGGGGAAAGGAGAUAACAAGGAAUCGCAAAAAGAAGGCCGAGAAUUCCUUCGGGAACUAUACAGCGCAAGUGGGUUUUGAAAGCAUAGGAAAAAAAUAUUGAAGAAAGGAAAGGUGAUGGCGAAGAGCGGCGCGGCAGAAGGGGACCAGGCGGCGGCGGCGAGAGCCAUGGAGCUUAAGAGAGAACUGAAGAGGCUGGUGAAGUCGAUCGCGGAAGAUGACGGCGACGAUGUUAUAAAUCUCGAGGCGAUUGACAGAGCGCAGAAAACGCUGCGCGCGAUGAGGGAAUUGAGGCUGAAGAGAAGCGGCGGUUUGACGGCGUGCGACGGCGAGACGGCGGCGGGGGCGGUGCCGGAGGAGUUUAAGUGCCCGCUGUCUAUGGAGCUCAUGAGGGAUCCCGUCAUUAUCGCCUCGGGUCAGACAUUUGAUAGACCAUUCAUUCAGAAAUGGUUGAAAUCAGGGAACCGAACCUGCCCUCGAACGCAGCAGGUGCUUUCGCACACUAUCCUCACCCCGAACCACUUGAUUCGGGGCAUGAUCGUGCAAUGGUGCAAAAUGCACGGCAUCAAGUUGCCAGAAUCCGUCGAUUACACCAACGAGGAGCCAUUGGCAGAGGUUGAUCGGGCUCGUUUCCUCUCGUUGCUCAAGAAAAUGUCGUCUGCUUCGCGGUUGGAUCAGAGGGAAGCGGCCAAGGAGUUUCGUCUCCUGACAAAGCGAACCCCUUCCUUCCGCGCCCUCUUUGGCGAAUCUCUCGAUGCAAUACCUCAGCUGCUGUCUCCGCUCUCCCAGACGAAGCACGACGGGGAGCCUCACCCGGACCUCCAAGAGGACCUGAUCACGACUCUCUUGAACCUCUCCAUCCACGACAACAACAAGAAGCUCGUUGCGGAGACACCAACAGUCAUACCUCUCCUCAUGGACGCGUUGAGGUCGGGAACCAUCGAGACAAGGAGCAAUGCGGCUGCGACCCUCUUCACAUUAUCGGCCCUCGACUCAAACAAGGCCCUGAUCGGGAAAUCCGGCGCGUUGAUGCCCCUCAUCGACCUAUUGGACGAGGGGCAUCCGUCGACGAUGAAAGACGUCGCCUCGGCAAUCUUCAACCUCUGCAUCAUCCUCGAGAACAAGGCGAGGGCCGUUAAGAACGGGGCGGUGCCCGUGAUCUUGAAGAAGCUCGAGAGCAGGAUCCACGUGGACGAGCUGCUGUCGAUCCUCGCUAUGCUCUCGACCAGCCAGAGGGCGAUCGAGGAGAUGGGCGAGCUCGGGGCAGUCCCCUGCCUGCUCGGCAUAAUGAGGGAGACGUCUUGUGCGCGCAACAAGGAGAACUGCGCGGCCAUUCUCUACAACGUCUGUUGCAGCGAUCGGUCCAAGCUGAAGGCGAUGAGGGACGAGGAGGCGACUCAUCGCACGAUAUCGCAGCUCGCCGAGGAUGGCACGUCUAGAGCUAAGAGGAAAGCCAGUGGCAUUCUUGAGAGAAUGAGACGAAGUUCGAAUCUCACCUACACCUCGUGAUUGAUCGAUUGAGCUCUGCAGCAAAUUUCUGUAAAUUCUUCACCACCUAUCUUUUCCAUACAAAUAUAUUGAAUUAUUGUUUAUAUUAUGCUUCUAGGAAGAGAUUUGAUCUUAGUGUUAGCACUAGUUAGUUCUUGGUAAAUAGUAAUGAUCUUGCUUUGAGGGCCUUUUCCGAAUUUGUUUGCUUUCUUCUGUAUAAUAAAGAGUGGUCUAGUUCUAGGUUCAAACUCGAAUAUCAUGGUUAGACGUAAAUUUUGGUAAAUUAUUACUCUUAUAUUCCAUUAUAAAUGUCUCAUUCAUUUUUUGGCUA